AUGUCCUUCUUCGGAUUUGACACUGCCCUCCCAAGGGACAAACCUAACAAUGACAACAACAAGGGCAUCUUCGAGCACACCAAUCCGUUCAACGAAGUCGCCAAAGCUCGCAAGUUACAAGCCUUUCAGAAUGACCAGGAAGAUGUAAUCGACUUCGACGACACCUACGAUGGCCUCGGCGAUCAACUUGAGGAAGCUGGUGAUGAUUUCAACGAGGACACCUUUGGCGGUGGCGCGGAGGGCGUGUCUAACCAGGGCGUUGGGAAAGACUUUGACUUCUUUGGAAAUACCGCCCAGGUCUCUAAUGCAAUCGAAGAGGAGGCUAUGCGAUUCAAUCUAAGGCAUCCAUCUCGCGAGACCACGUCCACACAACCCCCAAAACCUAAAAAGACCGGAUAUGAGAAAUACCAGGAUCCUGGUUAUAUUCCUGAAAUCCAGGCCAAGUCAGGAGCUUGGAAAAAGGCACAGACAAGCACCCCACCGAACCAAGCCCAAGCCGAGGAACCCCGGGUCAGCACAGCAAGGUUCAAUGCUCCGGCUCCUGCGAUAUCCCAUACCCCAGAAGCAUCCCAAGCACCAAGGAUAAUGACUUUGGAAGAAGUCGAGGCCGCGCUUCUCGCUCAAGCUCAAGCUCAGGCAGCUCAGGCAGCCCAAGCCGCGCAAGCACCACCCCCGGGAUUCCCGCAGCCUCAACAACCGUAUCCGUUUCCCAUGCAGCAAAUGCAACCGCCUCCUCAGCAGUACCAACAGAUGCCGCCUCCAAUGCCAACGGGUCAGCAACAGCCACCACAACAACGCAUUCCCAGUCCUCAACGCCAUAACCGUAUGCCAUCCCAACCUGCGCAAGCCCCGCAACCUCGCCCGCCUCAGCAACCUCAACAGCCCCAACAGCCCCAACAGCCUCUUCACAUACUGCAAAAUCCCAGUAGACCUCGUCAUUCGCCACAGCCCAGUGUCGACAGAGCUCAGGGAGCGUCUCAGUAUGGACCUCCUCAAACAGGUCCUUUGCCAAUCAUAACCCAUCCUCAACAGUUGAUGGAAUUGUCCGAGGAACAGCGACGUGCUUAUCUGGAAGAAGAUGCGAAGAGGGCCAAGCGCAAUCACAAGAUCUUUUUGUUAUCCAAAGGCAAUGGUUUGAUGACUCCCCAGGAUAAGAACUUCAUCACGCGCAUCCAACUGCAGCAACUGGUGACCGCGACUGGGGCCUCCGCCGACGGUAAUUCCGAAGCUGCUUUGGGCGAGGAUUUUUACUAUCAGGUCUAUAGCCAAAUCCGAGGCGCCCCAAGACAACAUCCCACACAACCACUAGGACACUUCGCCCAGACGUACCUAUAUCAGACGGGGAGCCGGGGCGGGGGAAGAAGGCAACAUGUCAAUGGCGACAACCAUAUGCAAAGAAUGCAGCAGCAGGUCCAGCGUGCGGUUGAAGCGGCGAAGCUCAAGCCCAAGAACAAGCAACUCAUCAUCGAGGGCAGUUUGGGCAAGAUUUCCUUCAGCAACGCCAAGACUCCAAAGCCUCUUCUUAACAUCAAACGGCAGGAGAGCCACGACGCUCGUCCAUCGACUGGCAAGAAGGAGGUUAGUUCAAGUGAUCGCAAGACGAUUCUGAGGAAUAUUGAGGCGGUUUACACGACUCUUAUGCGUCUCGAGGAUCAUGAGAGACAAAUGCCUCCACCUCCAACCGAGGGCGACGCCGACUCCAUUCAAGCACACCUGGACUGGCGGCAGAAGAUGCAGGAGCUGAAUUCAAAGUUAUGGCAAGAGUUGAAGGUGCUAGACCCCAUAGUUCCGGGAUCGUCCGUGCCUCAUCCUUUCAUUGCCUUUUUGUCGUUUGCCAAGGGCAAAAAGGCGAUGCCUCGCAUCUUCCGUCUGAUCGACCAGGAGCAACGGUUGACCAUUCUGACCAUGAUUGUGGUCCAUCUGGAUCAAUUGGACGUGACCAAGGAUGCGCGUCCCGCUCCUGGAGAGUCCCAGCCACCUGCUGCAAUUCGGGAAGAGAUCGAGCUCUUCUCUCAAGCGGUUAUGCCGUGCUUAUUGCAGUACGUCAACGAAGCGCCUAUCAACAUUGUCAUUGGAUUACUUGGGUUAUUGAUCGACCAUACCAACAUUGCCACGGUGGCAAUGACGAAGAUCGGGUUGGGCAUGAUGACCAUGUUGCUGACCAGAGCCGAGCUGUUGAAAGAAUCUGGUGUUGUUUCCGAUCAGGAAUGGCAACAAUGGACAGCACUAUACAACCGUCUUUUCGACAUGCUGGAGCCUCUUUUGGGCUCGCUCUUCCCAGGACCGGUGAAUUCUGGAGAUGACAUGUACAUCUGGCAGUUCCUGGCCACCAUUGGAAUCGGCGCAAGCCCUGACCAACAACAGCGACUCGUUAUUGGAGUCAAGGAUCGAGUCAUGGAAACCGUACAGCAGAGCAAGACACUGCCGCCUGACAUGGCGAGUGUUCGACUGGGCAAUGUCAAUCUGUUUAUGAGAGCCAUUGGCCUGGAUGUGGAGAUGCUGGGAUAG
Exophiala dermatitidis NIH/UT8656 is the source of this 2508-nucleotide messenger RNA. RefSeq lists its product as uncharacterized. Gene Ontology annotation, biological process: P-body assembly; deadenylation-dependent decapping of nuclear-transcribed mRNA. The transcript has 2 exons. The record is from RefSeq and is a predicted model, not a curated record. Lineage: Eukaryota; Fungi; Ascomycota; Eurotiomycetes; Chaetothyriales; Herpotrichiellaceae. Gene Ontology annotation, cellular component: P-body. Gene Ontology annotation, molecular function: RNA binding. The coding region runs from base 1 to 2508 and encodes 835 amino acids.